Messenger RNA from Etheostoma spectabile (orangethroat darter), 1646 nucleotides. RefSeq names its product usherin. Bases 399 to 899 code for a protein of 166 amino acids. NCBI's taxonomy places the organism in Eukaryota, Metazoa, Chordata, Actinopteri, Perciformes, Percidae. The record is from RefSeq and is a predicted model, not a curated record. The transcript has 6 exons.
CCAGGCACGCCGUCUGUGUGAAGCUCUCUUAAGCCCUGAUACUAUGUUUCUACCUUGUGCUCUCUAGGAAACAUUAGGGGCGGGGAACGAGACAUGGGGACAUUUGUGUCCUCGUCGGUGCGCUGCUGAGGAGUCAGCAAGUAAAAGUAGCAGGUGUGAAAUAUUGAUGGGGCGACAGGUGUUAUCCUAACAACCCGGCAGGUCUUUGCCUUUCUGAUCGAUGUAUCACACAGCGAGGGGCUGCCAGCACCCCCGCCACAGGCCGAACCACGGACCUCAGGACUGAGUCACCGAGCCUCACUCCUCCAGCAGGAGAAGGAGGAGGAGGUGGAGGUCAGCGGGCAGAGGGAGGUCAGGGAGACCAGCCGCUCGUCCGGGAGCUGUGGUUCAUCGUAGUCAUGGCGGCCAUCGCCCUGCUGCUGCUAGCCAUCCUGCUAGCUGUCAUACUCACUAAGGCCCUGAACAAACCCCCCUUCACCAGAGAGAGACCCCCGCUGGUGGCCCUGCCCAUGAAGAAGAGGAGAAGCCCCAUGGCUGUUUAUCCAGCCAGCAACUCUGUUUUGUUCGACACUGUGCAUGACACAACGGGCAUCUCCAACAGUGUAACACUCAAGGGCUUCACCAUGAAAACAGAGGAAGUGUUUGAAGCUAAAUGUGAGCCCAUUGAUGACGCCCCACCACCGGGGGAGCUGGGGAUCCUCAGUGUGAACGCCCUGAGGCGCAGCGUCAGCCAGAUGAUGGACGGGAAGUCCCUCACGGGAGACGACGAAGCGUGGGACCCAAACAUUUCAGGCCAUGACAGUGGGAUGUUUAUGGAUGACGAGGAAUUUGUUGACACCGUCAAAGGUUUCAGCACGGUGAGGAAGGAGCACACCAUGUUCACUGACACCAACCUGUGACCCGAGGAUGACCUUUGAACCUGACGGGACACCGGCCGUGGAUGUUGAACAUGUUGACAAGUCGGAAAUCAUGACUCAUGACAGGAUCACCGGAGUACCCGUAGCAACCAGGAGGAGAAAGGAAGUGAGGUUGUGACAUUCAAAUGUACAUUAUUUUUGAGUGGGAAGGAGGAAGUAUGAACUUAUACUUAGACUCAGAGCACACAUUGAGUAAAAGACAAACCAAAGAUACUGUAUGGUGAUACAGCAGAAAUGCAUCCAUUUCACUUUUUUUCUCUGGUAAAUUUGUAAGAGGCAUCAACACUUUGAUUAUUAUUUUACAGACAUUUAUUUUCAAUGAGCUCUCCAUGCCUGGGAACCUUUGUCAUCUUGACAUAUCUUUGGAUGCUUUUUGGUAAUGGAAUUGCUAAACCUGUUGGGAACUUGCACUCUGGUGAGUCCAACGAAACCUGAAUCAAUCCGGCGGAUGGAGUUUGCGAGUGCCAUUAACUUAUCGAGCAGUUACUGAGAGGACCAUGCACAAAACCGACUCUUUCCUCCUGUCUUUUUCUUCUCCUCACCCUCAGUACUCUGUGCAUUUUAAGACAUUUUGCCAGAAGCUGAGUGAUGAGGUUAACACAUGACAGUGACAGAAUUACAGUCUGGUUGGAUGGUGAUAUCCUACUGGGCAACUUUUACACAACUUGAUUGAUUUCAAUACUGAUAUGUACCAUUUAAUAUGAAAAUAGUAAUAAAAAAAAAUAGGGG